This is a messenger RNA of Leptosia nina, 1038 nucleotides long. Lineage: Eukaryota; Metazoa; Arthropoda; Insecta; Lepidoptera; Pieridae. The record is from the annotation of a GenBank genome assembly.
AUGUUCCGCCCGCAACUCUUCCGCGGUCUAAGCGUGGACUCCGCUGAUUCCACGGAAUACCAUCUCGACAGGAGUCGGCGGGCGUCUCUCAGCGCUGAACAGCGGAGGAAGCUCAGCAUGCUGAGAACGUCGAGCAUACCCACGCCGCUGAGUCCGGUGAGCCACAUUUACCAUAUGGUACACUGCCCAAGAAAAUGCUGUAAUCAGAAGUACGUAGUUAGCACAGACAGAAGUGGAGACAUUCAUGUUCAUGUACAGGGGGAUUUAUCGCAGCAAGACAAAAGAUGCGUUUUUCUCACAGUCCACGACCUUGGCACCAAUCAUACUUCGAUGGUGGAUUUCGUAAACAGUCCAGCGAUGUCUGAGAUAAAGGAACGCUCGUGUUUUAUUCACGUAGAUGUUCCAGGCCACGAGGAGAAUUCUCCAGAUCUGCCUGAAUCCUAUCCGUUCCCAUCUCUGCAAACUUUGGGUGAAGACAUUGUGACAGUUCUGGACUUCCUUCACGUCAGCUACGCUGUCGGUCUUGGUGAAGGUGCCGGAGCGAAUGUCCUGGCUCGUUGUGGACAAGCACAUCCGAGGCGUCUCCUAGGUUUGAUCCUGGUGAACUGCACCGCCUCCACAUCAUCAGUGGCGGACGCCUUCCGGUCGAGGUUCUCUCGCUGGCGAGGUGCCGAUAUCUCGCAGUCAGAGGAAGAUUUCCUCAUCUACCACAAGUUUGGACACCAAAUCUCGAGCGAUUCGUGCGAAGUAGCUGAACGAGAGCGAAUGCUAGCGGAAUAUCGUUCUCGUUUGCGCGGGAACCUCAACACGCAUAAUAUAAAGCAAUAUGUCCGCGCCUUUAUACAUCGUAAAGACCUGAUACUCCGAGGAUGCCGUCCAGACAUUCUCUUGAUAACUGGCAUGCAGAGCCCGUACGCAGGUGUCGUCGAGAAAAUGUACAAAGAACUCGACAAGGACAAGGUCACCAUAUUAAAAGUGGACAAAGUUGGCGACGUGCUUGCUGAAGCGGUAAGGAACUUAAACCCAGCUAAAUUAUAA